This is a messenger RNA of Eupeodes corollae, 3753 nucleotides long. Its product is annotated as adhesion G protein-coupled receptor E3-like. Gene Ontology annotation, molecular function: G protein-coupled receptor activity. The record is from RefSeq and is a predicted model, not a curated record. Gene Ontology annotation, biological process: G protein-coupled receptor signaling pathway; cell surface receptor signaling pathway. Bases 304 to 1590 code for a protein of 428 amino acids. The transcript has 8 exons. Gene Ontology annotation, cellular component: membrane. Lineage: Eukaryota; Metazoa; Arthropoda; Insecta; Diptera; Syrphidae.
GUCUAUGGAUCGGAACGGAAGUGCGUUGAUUUCCUUUAUAGAAGCCAUGUUUGAAGCAUCGGAGCGACAUGUGAAAUAUAUUUACUUACCGUGCACUCGAUAUCUGCAUAAAUACUGAUUAUAAUGCAAUUUUUAACCCAAAAUUGAAGUAAUUACUACGUCACUAAUUUUGUUUGUAUUAAAAGAGCUUUACACAAUCCAAGUGCGUGUGCGAUUGAAAACAAAUUGACAUUCAUAAAGCUACUCGUAUAAACUCCAUCAUAUCUCAAUACCUUUGUACAUAUCAUUCCAUUAAUUGUUAGGAUGGAAACGUUUUAUUCACAUCACCUUCGUACAUUUAUUCCUGCAGUUAAUUCUUCCAGUGUUACUUUUGGAAGUGAAUGGGGUUCUCAGGGAAGUGUUAUUACGUUGGGUGUAGUUCUAGGCAGCUCUAUUAGUUUGGUUGGACUAGCUUUUGCAUUUAUUACAUACAGUUUAUUUUCAGAUUUACGUUCACUUGCUGGAACAGCCCUCCUUAGCCUUUUGGCUACUUUAUUUAUGGCACAGCUUUUAUUCGUUAUUGGGGUGGGCGGCAUACAGGAUCCUGAACUUUGUGUUUCUUUAUCGCUGGCAUUUUUGUUUAUGAAGCUAGCAUCUUUAUGUUGGAUGAUUUGCUGCUGUCAUCAGGCCCUUAGAACUUUUCGUCAUAGUGUAAAUUUGAUUUUUCGACCCGAACCGAAAAUGUGCAAACUGCUCACUGAAUACAAUUGUUUUUCUUGGGGAUUUCCUCUUCUUAUGGUAGCUAUUGCAGCUGCAUUUAAAUACAAUGAAACAUCCAGCGUGAGACCUUGGCUUAAAAAGACAAUCGACAAUAGAGCUUCAAGAGAUGAAUUUAUAGCAAGACAUUGCUGGAUUAUGGAAGGUCAAGCAUAUAUUUGGGCGUAUAUGGUUCCAGCGAUAUUCAUCCUUUUUAUUGGUUUUCAUUUAGCGUAUCAGGCCAAACAUACCGCGAAAAUAUCCGCGCAAAUGCAAGUUGACGUCAAAACAAGGCGUAAAUUGAUAAAACGAAGACUUUUACAAUGUGGCUUAUUUAUUAAGAUAUUAACUUUAUUUACCAUUGUUAACAUAUUUGGUUCACUCGCGGCCUUAAUGGAAGUAGUAGAACUUUGGGCUGUAUACUGCAUAGCGCAAGGCGUUCAGGGAAUAGUAACUGCUUUAUUAGUUACUUGCAACUGCCGCGUUCUCAAGUUAUACACGUCUUCCAGAGGAACUAAGUUUCAACAGGGAAUGUACAAUAAUUUAAGAGACGGUGAGGGUGGCAGAUAUGGUGUUCUCACUGUUACAAAUCCAAAUUAUCGUGAAGAUGGAGUUCUUCAAGCAGCGCCAGAUGAACCACCUGCUAUCGGCAAUCAACGUGGUGCAGAAACCGAGGAAGACAUAGAUGGAAGUGGAGAUGAUACUUUUGUAUAUGCCCGUUAUGAAGAAGAAUCUUUUGUGGGGAGACAGAUGUCAAGGAAAACAAUCCUUAGAUCUGGAAACGUCAACAGUGAGCUUACUGAUUCACUGCCUACCAACGCUAUACAGCUAACACCCUUGCCUCAAACUGUUUAAACAAAUCAAAAUUCAAGUCCUACAAUCUACAUAUCCACAUGAUUCCUCAUUCGAUUCGUUCAUUUACGAAUUCCUUAUAAUCAUACUGGUUAUAGGAUACACAAAACUGGAAAGGAAAUAAGACAACUGCAUUGUGAAGCCCAAGGUGAAAAAGCGGAUUGGAUAAAGUUUUGUGAAUUCAGCAACAUUACAAUCAACGUUAUUAACUACAUACAUUUUUUGUUAAUAUCUAUGACCUCGUACAAAUAUAACCUUUAGUUGUCGUUUGGAAAAUUAAUUUUGCCAAUACGGAGUUUUGAGUCGUGAUAAAAUAUGUAAAUUCAAAAAAGUCGUGAAUAAAUAACAUUUUGCAAUAUCCGGUAACACAAACUUCAAAGUAUCGGAAGCAUCGGUUAUAACUAUCAGUAAAAUCCAUAAGUUAAGUAGUAUCCCUGUCGUGAUGGUAAAGCAUCUUGCACAUGAGCUGCGAACUACAAACUGUGGAAGUUCACCUAUUUUGACUUUUGUUUCACAUAAGCUUUAUUUCUAUUCGCAGACAGAGACGAAUUGUCAAUUUAUAAUUACCCUUUUUAAUAAACAAAACAAGAGUGGCAUAAUUUUGAGGUUAAGUUGAGCGCGAACAAUUUAUUCGUUGCAGUGUGGAUGGUAUGUGGAACGCGAAUAGAGUUUGACAGUUCGUAGCAACAACACUGCAAUUCGUUACUAGUAAUUUGUUUUUACAAAAUUAUCUUGUUUUAGAGAACCAAAUGCAAAUUUUAUUAUCCUAACAAUCAAUUGGUUUCUUAUAAUUUAAAUGUGUUUUUGUUUGAAUUUGACUUAUUGAAAUGAGUAAAAUCACGUUUGUUCGUCCAUUUGUUGUUCGCUCUCGUGUGCAAGGCCCUUAAGUGCGUAGGACUGUCACGCGGUCUUAGGUUCAAUCCCUGUAUGUGCCACAUGUAAGAGUAUUGUCUCUUUCGAGGAAUUGGAAAAACCUCCAAAAGUAAUUUUUGUCAUGGAAAGUGCUUUCUCAAUUUAAUCGUUUGGAUUCAGCAUAGAAACUGCAUGUCCCAUCCAUCCCUGUCAUGACUCGCACACAGGAAUGGUUGAGAGUUGUAAGCCACUAGGCCCUGGACUAUGCACUAUUGCGCAACCUUAUUUGUUUUUUAAAAUCCAUAAGUAAAUGUUCAAACAGAAAAAAUCUGAAAUGUUUUACUGAUGACAGUUUAUAGCAAUAAGUAAAAUUAUAGGUACUUAAUAACCAAGAGCCUUGUGCAUGAAACAAUAAUAUUUAUUUUGUUUUCCUAUUGAUCUCAACACCAUCAAAGGAAAUGGAAUUUUGUUUGCAUUUUGCAGUCAGCAGAAAAAAUUAAAUUUCGUUUAACAUUAAAUAAAAUGUAUAUUUAUAUAAUUUUAUAAAAUGUAUUUUCGAAAUGAUAUGCUUUGAUUAUUUCCUUUUGAAAAAAAAAUACCUACUUGAUAUUAGAAUAAAUCUUAUGGCAUUAAUGUUUGGUGAAAAAAUAGUUCUAACAUUUUUAAAAAUAAAAUAAUUUGUUAACGUUUACUGAUAGAUAUAACUGGCACCUUAUGAACGGCUACUCAAGUGAUGUCUCGCUGACAGUUGAACAAAAACAAAAUAUAUUGAAAUAUGUCAUUUUUAACAUUUACUGGAUGUCCCAUUUUUAAAGUUCUGAAAAAAAAUGUCAACGCUCAUGUCACUUUUAAUAUAAUUUAUGUAAUUUCCUAUAACGAAAGCGUAUAGGUUGCUGACGACUUAAAUUUGAUCAGGGACCUAAGUCAUCAGCAACUUUUAAAGCUAUAUUCUCGUUCAACAAGCAGUUAUAUGAGCUUAGUUAUAAACUUAUCUAUUGUAAUAGCUAAUUAAAAUGUCCAACUUAAUAAAUACGAGAUAUUCGAAAAAAUGAGCACAAAAAUACAAAAGAUUAAGAAUUCUAUGCUACGGGUCACUACGAGAAACUAAACAAAGUUAGCCGAAUUAUUUGAAUAAGAGAAUAUAAAAUAAUUUAUUAAAAUAUUGUUAACAAAAAAUAUUUUUUUUAACAAGAUAUGAAUAUAGCAUAUACUCAAAAUGAUACCGAGCGCCUGAAUGACUUAUUUAAAUAGAUAUUAGCUAUUUUUAUUGGUAUUUGAAGUUAUUUAAUAAAGUUCAAAUAUUUACAUAAUUUA